AAGCUGUCACCUUUGACCGCGGAAGUUCCCUCUCCCCCUGGCGGCGCAGUUCCGGUUAGGAGGCAGUGUUUGUUUACGUUGUUCACAGGUCUAGCGGCUGCCUUCCCCACCUUAGGCUUUAGGAUGGGGAAGUCUUUCGCCAAUUUCAUGUGCAAGAAGGACUUUCAUCCGGCCUCCAAGUCCAAUAUCAAAAAAGUAUGGAUGGCAGAACAGAAAAUAUCAUAUGAUAAGAAGAAACAAGAAGAAUUAAUGCAACAGUAUCUUAAAGAACAAGAAUCCUAUGAUAAUAGGUUGCUUAUGGGAGAUGAGCGUGUAAAGAAUGGCCUUAAUUUCAUGUAUGAGGCCCCACCAGGAGCUAAAAAAGAGAACAGAGAGAAAGAAGAAACAGAAGGAGAGACCGAAUACAAAUUUGAAUGGCAGAAAGGAGCCCCCCGGGAAAAAUAUGCCAAAGAUGACAUGAACAUCAGAGAUCAGCCCUUUGGUAUUCAGGUUCGAAACGUGAGGUGCAUUAAAUGUCACAAAUGGGGUCAUGUCAACACAGAUCGAGAAUGUCCUCUGUUUGGUCUUUCUGGAAUCAAUGCAAGUUCAGUUCCCACUGAUGGCUCAGGGCCAUCGAUGCACCCCUCGGAGCUAAUAGCGGAGAUGAGAAACAGUGGGUUUGCACUGAAACGAAAUGUACUGGGGAGAAACUUGACCGCAAAUGAUCCAUCACAGGAAUAUGUUGCAAGUGAAGGUGAAGAAGAUCCAGAAGUCGAAUUUUUAAAGUCACUAACAACCAAACAAAAACAGAAACUUCUCAGGAAAUUGGACCGGCUUGAGAAGAAAAAAAAGAAAAAGAAAAAAGAUAGAAAAAAGAAAAAGCUUCAGAAGAGCAGAAGUAAACACAAAAAACAUAAAAAUAGGUCCCCCUCCUCCUCCUCCUCCUCCUCCACCACCUCCUCCCCCUCCUCCUCCAGUGAGACUUCAGAAAGCAGCAGUGAGAGUGACAACAAAGAAAAGAAACUACCAAAGAAGAAAAGAAAGAAAAAUAAGUGUUUGGGGAAUAGCAACAGUGAUUGUGAAGAGAAGGACAAGUCGAAGAAGAGAAAAGUUCAUGAAGAACUUUCUAGCAGUCACCAUCACAAAGAAAAAGCCAAGGAAAAGCCUAGGUUUUUAAAACAAGAGAGUUCUGGGGAGAAUAGCAAAUGGAGCCAUUCUGAUUCUGACAGAAAGUCCAGAAGCCAUAACCAGCACCCAGAGAAGAGAGGACCUGAAAGAAACGAGAGGGGCAGUAGGAGCCAGAGCAAGGGCGAGCGGGGCAGCAGAAGUCACAGUGAUUACAAGCAAAGGGAAACAGGAAAGCGGCCACAGCGAAGUCCCAGUGAAGAGUGGAAUGGAAGGAGUGAUGCCAGAAGCCAUGGCACAGAUGUACACAGGGGAGGAAGAGUGCGCAGAGAGAGCCCAGGAGAUAAGCAUACCAGGGUGACGCAAAGAGAACGAAGCAGAAGUAGAGAGAAUAAAGAGAGACUGUAUGUGACAAUUACCUGGGAAUAAAGAUAUCUCCACUUCCUUAUUGAGUAUCUGUGGCAAGGGCUAAAUUAUAUACUAUUGUCUUUCUAAUAAAAAAGCUCUGUUUUAAUUUUCCAUUCCUGAAAACUGUCACAUCAAAUACAAAAACUACAUGAGUCCUAGCAGAAUGAACUUUGCAAAUAUUUGUAAGUAAUUUCUUUUCGGACUGUAAAAAUAUUUUCUGUUGAUUAAGUGUUUCUUGUGCCCUAUACUAGAUUAAAAACCCCAUAUAACUCUGUGGCAUUUUCUUUGUUCUGAAACAUCAUUAAAAGAAUGACAGUACAUUGAAUGGGUA
Zalophus californianus (California sea lion) is the source of this 1843-nucleotide messenger RNA. It is a transcript of the gene CIRSR, whose product is annotated as corepressor interacting with RBPJ, CIR1. The transcript is spliced from 10 exons. The coding region runs from base 124 to 1533 and encodes 469 amino acids. The record is from RefSeq and is a predicted model, not a curated record. Gene Ontology annotation, molecular function: transcription corepressor activity. Lineage: Eukaryota; Metazoa; Chordata; Mammalia; Carnivora; Otariidae. Gene Ontology annotation, cellular component: nucleus. Gene Ontology annotation, biological process: negative regulation of DNA-templated transcription.